AUGACAGACACCAUUCUUGGACUUGAGGUUAAUGAAUUUGUAGUGAAUCGUUAAUCUGCCAAGAUCCAAUAUUUGCUUGAAGAGAACAAACAACUAUCGGAAUAAUUGAAGGAUAUGGAGAAAGCAUUAAAAUUGAAUAAAGAAGUUCUUCGUUUAACCCUUGAGCAAAAGUAAUAGUGCUUAUUUAUCCCAUAAGUCUGAACAAUUCAAACAACUCGACGAAUUCUAGUGAGCAGAUUCAAACAAUUCAAUUGUAAAUGAAGCUGCAUGAAGAGAAUGAAAUGCUUAGAAAUUAAAUGGCGAAAUUGACAGAGGAAAGAAACAUAGCCUAAAAUAAAGUAACUAUUUCAAUUAAAAAUCAAGGUUUUGUUGUCUUAACAGAUAUCAGAGGAAAAUUAAGCGUUUUAUAAAGAUCUAAUUGUUGAAUUGGAAGAGAAACUAGGAGAGUUACGAAGAUGCAUUCAAGAUAAAGAAUAUACCAUUCAAGAUAUUGAGAAAAACAGAGGUUUGAGUGAUAAUGGACAAAUGGUAAAGAUUAGAGAAAUAGUAACACCGCAUGAACAAUCCUUGCGAUUACAUGAAGAGUUAGAGUCAACCAGAUAGAUCUUAAAUAAGUUAUCUCAAGAAUCACAAAACUUAUAAGAGUAGAACAGACAACUCAAAGACAUCAAUCAAGUAUUUUUUAACAUUUUAUUUUUAGAAUUUCAAAAGAGAGUUAAUCAAACUUCGAAUCAUCUUGAGGAGUCCUUUGGCGUAUUAUAAAAUGAAAAGUAAGCUUUGCUCCAUAAUUAUAAGAUUUCAUUUAUAAUGAUGAUCCAGGUGAUUCUGCUGAUAAUAUCUCAUUGCAUGAGGAAAUAUAUCAAAAUUAACCAUUUAAUCAUAAUUCAAAUGACACACCUGCUUAAUGCUAGAAUAAUCAGGGAUUUCAAUAAUCAUUACCGAAUAGUAUCAAGUAUAUGACUAAUAAUGAGAGGUAAUUCAUUAGAUAAAUAAGAUUAGAGCAAAUUAUUAAGAAAAAUUACAGAAGACAGAGACCUUAUUAAAAGGGUAUAAGGAACUAUUUGAAAAGGAAAAGAACAAAGUAGCAUUGUUGUCUUAAUCAACUGAUGAUUUGGAAAAGAAAAUUAACUAAUGCUACAGCUAAAAUGAGCAAUUAAUAAAGGCAAUCAGGAGUAGAGAUUAGAAAAUAGAAUAGUUAUAAGCCGAAGUCCAAUAUUAUAGAACUUAAUAUGGAAAUUACAUUCAUUUUCUUAAAAAUAAAAGAGUGGUUAAUUUAAAUUUAUCAGUUCAAUUGAAUAAACUUUCUAAUAAUAAAUAACUUACUCCACCUCCAGUCACAAAUGAAAAUAAUAGAAUAUUAACUGAUUUUGAAAGGGAUCCUGACUCUGCUGAAUAACAUGUUAGUAUUUUAGAUGAACCAGUAGAUGAGCAAUCACCAGAAAUUAGAAAGAACAAUUAAUAAAAUGGUUAAAAUAAAGCUCAUUAAAAAUUAAGCAAUAUGCUAGAGCAUAAUUAUUCUUAAAUGAAUUAGUUAGAAUGCAAAUAAUUUUUGUUAAAUACUGCAAAAGAUCUUUAUAUCCAGUAUAACUUGAAGAUGAAUAACCUAUAAAAAAAACAGCUCAUGGAUCUAAACAAAUGCAUUAAAGCUAAACCAAUCUGGCAUUUAAAAUCUAGUAGUGAUCCUUUGGAUUACUUUACUUUAUAAUAUCACAAUCUUUAGAUUAGUGGUAAAAGUGAAAUCAAGCAUAAUGACGAGCUAGCCAAUUUCCUAAGAAAGAAGUACCCUACUAAAGAAGUUGAAAAGGACAAUUGGGAUUUCAUAAAUGAUAUUUCAAUGAUUUAAGGGGAUAAACCUAAAUAAAUGAUAUCUGAACAUUUUGGAUUUAAUGAGAUCGGUUUUAGUUGAUAAAUUAAAACGGAA
Molecule: messenger RNA, 1921 nt
Organism: Paramecium octaurelia
Lineage: Eukaryota; Ciliophora; Oligohymenophorea; Peniculida; Parameciidae
Source: the annotation of a GenBank genome assembly